AUGUCACGGUACUCUGAAGUUUUUAAUGAAUCGAACAAUUCAGUGUUUCUGUUCAUUUUAUCCCAAAGAAUUGCUGGCUGCCUAGUUGCUGAACCAAUAGAGAAGGCAUUCAAAGUUCUCUCAAUUUCAACGGAGGAAAGCACUGAUGCAACUGACACAAAAGAAGAAACAGCUAGACCAACAACUCUUCAAUUUGGGGAUUUUGAGAAAAGCUUCUGCUUGGGAUUUGUCCUUGGGCGCUCUCAAUUGGCAUUUUCUCAACCCACUUUGGCUGGAAAAGCAUUGGGAUCAAAUUACAUUGGCGUUGGAUCUUUCUUGGUUUACAAGUUCAACAAUUUAAGCUCAACUCACUCGUAA
Molecule: messenger RNA, 357 nt
Organism: Morus notabilis
Lineage: Eukaryota; Viridiplantae; Streptophyta; Magnoliopsida; Rosales; Moraceae
Product: protein CHROMOSOME TRANSMISSION FIDELITY 7-like
Exons: 3
Coding region: 1-357 (118 amino acids)
Biological process (GO): mitotic sister chromatid cohesion
Cellular component (GO): nucleus; chromatin
Molecular function (GO): protein-lysine-acetyltransferase activity
Source: RefSeq, a predicted model, not a curated record